ACAGACGUUCACAGGAUGCCUUAUUUUUCAAGACUCAUUUUGUUCUUGUGCUGCUUGAUGGUUCUUGCGGAGAGCAGAAAGCCCAGGAAGAGGAGAUGGACAGGGCAGCUGGGAACGUCCGAGCCAAGUCACCUGUAUAAGAAGAACCCCGAUAUGACCAAAAUCCGACAUGGAAAACCUCAGCCACUUCUCAGAGUGGAUGACCACGAUUUCACCAUGAGGCCCGCCUUUGGAGGCCCUGCCAUCCCCGUGGGCGUGGACGUGCAGGUGGAAAGCCUGGACAGCAUCUCCGAGGUGGACAUGGACUUCACCAUGACCUUGUACCUGCGGCAUUACUGGAAGGAUGAGCGGCUGGCUUUCCCCAGUGCCAGCAACAAGAGCAUGACCUUUGACGGCCGGCUGGUGAAGAAGAUCUGGGUCCCCGACGUCUUCUUCGUUCACUCCAAAAGGUCGUUCAUCCACGACACCACCACGGACAACAUCAUGCUGAGGGUGUUCCCAGACGGGCAGGUGCUGUACAGCAUGAGGAUUACGGUCACCGCCAUGUGCAACAUGGAUUUCAGCCACUUUCCCCUGGAUUCUCAGACCUGUUCUUUGGAGCUGGAAAGCUAUGCCUACACAGAUGAAGAUCUGAUGCUAUAUUGGAAGAACGGGGACGAGUCCCUGAAAACGGAUGAAAAGAUCUCCCUGUCUCAGUUUCUGAUUCAGAAAUUCCACACCACUUCCAGGCUGGCCUUCUAUAGCAGCACAGGCUGGUACAACCGUCUGUACAUCAACUUCACGCUGCGUCGCCACAUCUUCUUCUUCUUGCUCCAAACCUACUUUCCCGCCACGCUGAUGGUCAUGCUGUCCUGGGUGUCCUUCUGGAUCGACCGCAGAGCGGUGCCCGCCAGAGUCUCACUGGGGAUCACCACGGUGCUGACCAUGUCCACCAUCAUCACGGGCGUGAACGCCUCCAUGCCCCGCGUGUCCUACAUCAAGGCCGUGGACAUCUACCUCUGGGUCAGCUUCGUCUUCGUGUUUCUCUCCGUGCUGGAGUACGCGGCCGUCAACUACCUGACCACCGUGCAGGAGCGCAAGGCGCGGAAGCCGCAGGAGAAGUUCCCGUGCAUGUGCGGAAUGCUUCACUCAAGAACCAUGACGCUGGAUGGGAGCUGCAGCGAGUCCGAGGCCAACAGCCUGGCCGGCUACCCGAGAAGCCAUAUUCUGACGGAAGAAGAAAGACAAGACAAGACAGGGGUCCACCUGGCCCUGAGCAAUGAAUCCAGCUCCUCCAGGAAGAAGGGGCUUUUGAAGGGCCAGGUGGGUCUUCGCAUCUUCCAGAACACCCACGCCAUCGACAAAUACUCCCGGUUGAUAUUCCCAGCUUCCUACAUAUUUUUCAACUUGAUUUAUUGGUCAGUGUUUGCCUAGGGGCUCCGAACCUGUGCCUGGUGAAGGCAACUUCUAGACCCUUGGACUCUCCUGCCUGAUAUGGACAUCUCUGGGGUCUGGCGGGCUGCCCGCACAUGGACCUGCUGACCGUGUCCCCCCACAGAGCAGCAGCUCCUGGACCACCCUGAGCAGCAUCCUGGCCCUUGGAGGACCCCAGGAGCCCUCCAGCUGCCCUUCCCCAGACCUCAUGGGCGUGCUCGUCAUUCAUGCUGUGUUGUCCCACUUCCUGCCUCUCGGGGACUGUCUUCUGUUCUUGGGUGUGAACAGUUUCAUGAGAGCACCCUUCCAAUAAAGAAAAGGCUCAAAUGCCUCCCAGAUGAAUAUUCUGAGACCCUUACAAAGCCUCGGAUUCUGUUAUAGAGGAAAGGGGGAAAUGAAAGGCGAGCUUAGGGGCUUUCUUGAUAGGAGACAGGAAAUGAGGAUUCAAAAUGGAAAUGAAAGAAAUCUGUAAACUCUACACCUGGACUAAGUGCCUAUCUAGGAAAGAAGAAAAAGGAAAACUCAGAUCCCAAACAGGAAAUGAUUUGACCUGAGUGAGUCUGGCAACUCCCAUGAUUUUGCAGUAUUAAGGGAUAUCAUUCUUUCAUCCAUCUAUUCAGCCACUCAUUAAAUAUUGAAUACCCAG
Messenger RNA from Odocoileus virginianus texanus, 2059 nucleotides. RefSeq names its product gamma-aminobutyric acid type A receptor subunit rho2 (gene GABRR2). Gene Ontology annotation, cellular component: GABA-A receptor complex; neuron projection; plasma membrane. Lineage: Eukaryota; Metazoa; Chordata; Mammalia; Artiodactyla; Cervidae. Gene Ontology annotation, biological process: signal transduction; nervous system process; chloride transmembrane transport. Gene Ontology annotation, molecular function: GABA-A receptor activity; extracellular ligand-gated monoatomic ion channel activity; neurotransmitter receptor activity. The record is from RefSeq and is a predicted model, not a curated record.